Molecule: messenger RNA, 1992 nt
Organism: Microthlaspi erraticum
Lineage: Eukaryota; Viridiplantae; Streptophyta; Magnoliopsida; Brassicales; Brassicaceae
Source: the annotation of a GenBank genome assembly
AUGGGUUCCAUGUACAGAGCCUCUAAAACCCUAAAAUCGUCGAGACAAGCAUUCUCAUUCUUGUUCAAUUCUCUCAAAUCCAAUCGACGAGAUCCCUUAUGUAUCGGAUUGUACCAAACUUACGAUUUCAGCUCUGAUUCUAGACAGAGCUCCAGAGAACCCGCCAUUGAUUUGACCCAGUUUCCUUCCGAAAAGAUCCGAAAUUUCUCCAUCAUUGCUCAUAUUGACCAUGGUAAAUCUACUUUGGCUGAUCGUCUUAUGGAACUUACUGGCACCAUUAAGAAAGGCCUUGGCCAGCCUCAAUAUCUCGACAAAUUGCAGGUAGAGAGGGAGAGAGGAAUAACUGUAAAAGCUCAAACGGCAACAAUGUUCUACGAGAACAUUGUAAAAGAUCAAGAAGCUAGCGGCUUCCUUCUCAACCUCAUUGAUACACCAGGCCAUGUUGAUUUCAGCUAUGAGGUCUCUAGAUCACUAUCUGCUUGUCAAGGAGCUCUCUUGGUAGUUGACGCAGCUCAAGGUGUUCAAGCACAAACAGUGGCUAACUUUUACUUAGCAUUCGAGUCUAACCUCACCAUCGUCCCCGUGAUCAACAAGAUUGAUCAACCAACAGCUGAUCCUGACCGUGUCAAAGCUCAGUUAAAAUCCAUGUUUGAUCUGGACACAGAUGAUUGCCUUCUAGUCUCUGCUAAAACCGGUUUAGGGCUCGAGCAUGUCCUUCCUGCGGUUAUAGAACGUAUUCCUCCUCCUUCUGGACUUAGCGACUCUCCUCUACGGAUGCUUUUGUUUGAUUCGUUCUUCAACGAGUACAAAGGUGUCAUUUGCUAUGUUUCUGUUGUUGAUGGAAUGCUGAGUAAAGGAGAUAAGGUCUCGUUCGCUGCUUCUGGUCAGUCUUAUGAAGUGUUGGAUGUAGGGAUUAUGCAUCCUGAGCUUACUUCUACAGGAAUGCUCCUCACAGGACAAGUUGGUUAUAUAGUAACCGGCAUGCGAACCACCAAAGAGGCACGUAUUGGUGACACAAUUUACAGAACUAAAACCACUGUAGAGCCUCUUCCAGGUUUCAAACCGGUGAGGCAUAUGGUGUUUUCAGGCGUGUACCCUGCGGAUGGAUCUGACUUUGAUGCACUAGAUCACGCCAUGGAGAAACUGACUUGCAACGACGCAAGUGUCUCUGUAGCUAAAGAGACAAGCACAGCUCUUGGAAUGGGAUUCAGAUGUGGCUUCCUCGGUUUGCUUCAUAUGGAUGUGUUCCAUCAGCGGCUUGAGCAAGAAUACGGUACACAAGUCAUCUCCACAAUCCCUACCGUGCCUUACACGUUUGAAUACUCAGAUGGAAGCAAGUUACAAGUGCAGAAUCCAGCUGCUUUACCUUCAAGCCCUAAAUACAGAGUCACAGCGUCUUGGGAGCCAACGGUUAUCGCCACAAUCAUCCUCCCGAGUGAGUUUGUUGGAGGAGUGAUCAACCUCUGCUCUGACAGAAGAGGCCAGCAGCUAGAAUACACGUUUAUAGACGCGCAGAGAGUGUUCUUGAAGUACCAGUUACCGUUGAGGGAGAUAGUUGUGGACUUCUACGAUGAGCUGAAGAGCAUAACGUCUGGUUACGCUUCUUUCGACUACGAGGACGCAGAGUAUCAGAAGUCUGAUCUUGUCAAGGUUGAUAUUCUGUUGAACGGGCAAGCGGUUGAUGCGUUGGCGUCGAUUGUUCACAGCCAGAAAGCGUACCGUGUGGGGAAAGUGCUUGUUGAGAAGCUGAAGAGCUUUAUAGAUAGGCAGAUGUUUGAGGUGAUGAUACAAGCUGCGAUUGGUUCGAAGAUCAUUGCGAGAGAUACGAUCUCUGCGAUGAGGAAGAAUGUUCUUGCGAAGUGUUAUGGAGGAGAUAUAACAAGGAAGAAGAAGCUUCUUGAGAAGCAGAAAGAAGGGAAGAAGAGGAUGAAGAGAGUUGGUUCUGUUGAUAUACCACAUGAAGCUUUUCAACAAAUACUCAAAGUCUCUUAG